CUCUUCCUUUGAUGCGGAUGAAAUGGAACGAAUGCUUCUCGUCUUUUUGUCGAGAGCACAACCCACCAAAUGGUCAAACUCUUUCACGCUACUUCCACGACGAGACCCUCAAAGUCCCUUUCUUUCCGGUUAAGUCUUCUCUCUCUAUAUUCCCCCUUCUGCUUCUUCCUUCUAUAAAGACCAGAUCUUGCGAACUAAAACCAGCAGAAGACCAAGAUCAAGAACCUGCCCAAGUCUGAGGAAAGAUUUGCAGACAUGUCGUCCUCAUCGCCGCCGCCGCCUGAGAUCCUGAUAGUGCCCUUCUUCGGCCAAGGCCACCUCCUCCCUUGCAUGGAGCUCUGCAAGCACAUCGCCGCCCGCAACUUGAGGGCCACUCUCGUCAUCUCCUCCAACCUCUCCUCCUCCAUCCCCGCCUCCCUCCGCCACCACCACCCCCUCCUCCAAAUUACCGAGAUACCCUCCUCGCCGCUCCCUCCUGCCGAGCCGGGAUCCGACCCUAUGGAGGCUCACCGGGCUCACCACUCCCAGAUGGCUCAGGGGCUCGAGAACAUCCUCGCGCCGCCCCGGCCCGACGAUCCUAGCCCGGAUCGGCCCGUCUGCGCGGUCCUCGACGUCAUGAUGGGGUGGAGUGCCGAGAUCUUUGCCAAGUACAAGAUUCCGACGGUUGGGUUCUUCACCUCCGGCGCGUGCUCGGCGGCGAUGGAGCUCGCGGUCUGGAAGGGCAAGGUCGAGGAUCUCAAGCCGGGCGAGACCUGCCCACUCCCAGGCCUCCCCGAAGACAUGGCACUCACAGCGUCGGACCUCAAGCGCCACCCCAGGGGCGGACCGCCUCACCUCCGCGGCGGCCCCCGUGGCGGCAGAGGCGGCGGUGGACGAGCUCCAAAUUCGGGAUCCGGACCCUCCAGCCCGAUGGGUGUUUUCGGGCCGAAGUUCAUGGGCCCGCCUGAACCGGGCCAGCAGCCACCCUGGGUCGACGAGUCCGGCAGCUGGAUCGCGAUCCUGUUCCACACAUGCGCUGAACUCGAGGGGCCGUUCCUCGACUACCUCACCCGCCAGGUCAGCAAGCCGGUCUGGGGCGUGGGGCCGCUCCUGCCUGAGCAGUACUGGAAGUCGGCCGGUUCGCUCCUUCACGACCGGGAGAUCCGGCCGAACCGGCAGUCCAGCGCGACCGAGGAUGAGGUCAUCCAGUGGCUGGACUCCAAGACGCAGGGCUCGGUCUUAUACGUCUCCUUCGGGUCCGAAGUGGGACCCACAGCGGAGGAGUACCCGGAGCUGGCGGCCGCGCUGGAGGAAUCGACCCGGCCUUUCAUAUGGGCAAUCCAAUACGGGGCGGGCCGUCGGGGCCCGCCCAGGACGUUCCUGGGUGGGACGCCGGACUCGGACGAAGGCUACUUCCCUCACGGGCUGGAUAAGAAGGUCGGAGAGAGGGGCCUGAUCAUACGCGGGUGGGCCCCGCAGCUGCUGAUCCUAAGCCACCCGUCGUCGGGCGGGUUCUUGUCGCACUGCGGUUGGAACUCGACCGUCGAGGCAAUCGGGCGCGGGGUCCCGUUCCUGACGUGGCCUAUCAGGGGCGACCAGUACUACAUCUCCAAGCUCGUGGUGGACCACCUGAAGAUCGGACACAACGUGUCCGACGACAUGUCGAAGGGGGUCACGAGGGACGACAUAGGCAAGGGGAUCGAGAGGCUGAUGACCGACGCGGGGGCGCGGGAGAGGGCCGCGAUCAUCCGGACCGUGUUCGAGCACGGCUUCCCAGCGAGCUCGGCGGCCGCUUUGGACGCCUUCAGGGACUUCAUGAUCAGCGUUUAUUUGUCUUAGAUUUGAUGUCUCGAUUUCAUCGAAUGUGAAGAGGAAACUAAUGUCCGGCUUGUAAUUUCACUGUCAGAACUCUGUAUCAUCUGUAUGCACUCGUCAUUUGUAGAAUAUUUGUGCCUCUGCU
Molecule: messenger RNA, 1939 nt
Organism: Rhodamnia argentea
Lineage: Eukaryota; Viridiplantae; Streptophyta; Magnoliopsida; Myrtales; Myrtaceae
Product: scopoletin glucosyltransferase-like
Exons: 2
Coding region: 256-1818 (520 amino acids)
Molecular function (GO): UDP-glycosyltransferase activity
Source: RefSeq, a predicted model, not a curated record